AUGGUGAGGAAACUUAAGUUCCACGAGCAGAAGCUGUUGAAACAGGUGGACUUCCUGAACUGGGAGGUCACUGACCAAAACCUGCACGAACUGCGCGUGUUGCGUCGUUAUCGGUUGCAGCGGCGCGAGGACUACACGCGCUACAACCAGUUGAGCCGAUCCGUGCGGGAGCUGGCGCGGCGCCUGCGCGACCUGCCCGAGCGCGACCCGUUUCGCGUCCGCUCCUCGGCUGCGCUGCUGGACAAGCUGUACGCCCUUGGCCUGGUGCCCACGCGCAGCUCGCUCGAACUCUGCGACUUCGUCACGGCCUCGUCCUUCUGCCGCCGCCGCCUGCCCACCGUGCUCCUCAAGCUGCGCAUGGCGCAGCACCUCCAGGCCGCCGUGGCCUUCGUGGAGCAGGGCCACGUGCGCGUGGGCCCCGACGUGGUCACCGACCCCGCCUUUCUUGUCACACGCAGCAUGGAGGACUUCGUCACCUGGGUUGACUCGUCCAAGAUCAAACGGCACGUGCUGGAGUACAAUGAGGAGCGCGAUGACUUCGAUCUGGACGCCUAG
This is a messenger RNA of Pipistrellus nathusii (Nathusius's pipistrelle), 555 nucleotides long. The record is from the annotation of a GenBank genome assembly. NCBI's taxonomy places the organism in Eukaryota, Metazoa, Chordata, Mammalia, Chiroptera, Vespertilionidae.